UCUGUACCUGUUGAGUCCAAAUAGUUUCCCUAACUCAUCAUGACGGCACUGUUGCUUCGGCGGUCGACAUCUUUAAAGGAGAUGGGAGAUCAGUUAGUGCUUCAACGCAUUCCGUUCGUGCUACAAUCAGAGAGGAGGUGUGAGAAGAGAUCAUCACUGCUGUUGGUUUGUGGAAGUUGUCCAAAUCAGAGAGAAUAUGACAGUGACUAUACCGGAAGAGUUUGUUCCGUAUAUCUUUGCAGCACCAGAUGCUGUACUGAUAAUCCAUAGUGGUGCUCGGUACUUCCAUGUGAAACUGAAGAAUGAUGAAUUGACUGUAGGUUGGGAUCAUGUUGCUCUUACCCACAAUCUUGGAAGGAAUUAUAUCCUUAUGUCUGGGUUAGUUGGACACCUGCAAUUCGACCUAUUUGUGUUUGAUGAAGAAGGGUGUGAGAUUAGCUAUGAUUGGUCUACUACUCUACCAAUUCAUUAAACAAACGCUCCGAUAGGAUGGGAUGCAGAGUUGGCCAUGUCUAAUGCUAAUGCUUCUACGGCUUUAACUGCUUGUCCACCAAGCAGUUUUAGGGCUUCUAGGCAUGCAUUGCGGUGCAAUCUACUACUGUCGCCUUCUGAUCUAGAGAUGCUGGAACUGCCUCCGCGAUUCCAGCUAUUUUGCCAAACUCAUGGCUAUGAAUAUUUUAGAUUGGUGUCGAGAGGAAGAAGUUGGUUUGUGCGGUAUGUGGCUAGGCACUUUGUUGUCUAUGGUUGGAAAUUAUUUGUUGGCGAACACAAACUUGAGAGCUUUGACAUGUUGGUGCUGAGUCCCGAUAUCAACCUCCAAUUGCAUACCAUGGUUUUCAGUGUGAAUGAUUGCGAGCGUAUCUAUUGGUGGUACUAAUGUUAAUUUCGACC
Molecule: messenger RNA, 891 nt
Organism: Rhododendron vialii
Lineage: Eukaryota; Viridiplantae; Streptophyta; Magnoliopsida; Ericales; Ericaceae
Exons: 5
Coding region: 509-877 (122 amino acids)
Source: RefSeq, a predicted model, not a curated record